CACAAAAUACAGUCCUCCUCCACUGGCUUGAGGGUUUUUCUUCUCCCGCAAGCGGGCAAGCGGCGACCUCGAACAACAAUCUCUGCUAUGGCGAAUCUCGCAUCCCGUCGGAGCCUGGCUUCGAUUCUAUCACGAGCGCUCUCAUCUUCUUCUCCAUCCACUUCAUCCCCCUCGCUAUCUUCCCGUUCUCGCUUCGCUUUUUUGUCUCUUCUCGACGAAUCCUCUCCGGCGCGGCUGCCGCCGCAGACGUUCAAUGUCCCCGCCCGAUUCAAGACUUCCCGGUCCGGUUACUCGCCGCUGAACGACGCGUCGCCGAACUGGAGCAACCGCCCGCCCAAGGAGACGAUCAUGCUCGACGGAUGCGACUACGAGCACUGGUUAAUCGUGAUGGAGUUUCCCAACGACCCAAAACUUUCCGAGGAAGAGAUGAUUAAUUCCUAUGUCAAUACCCUCGCCGCCAUCGUCGGAAGUGAGGAAGAGGCGAAGAAGAAGAUUUAUUCGGUUGCUACCAAGACUUACACUGGAUUUGGCGCUCUGAUCUCCGAAGAGCUCUCCUACAAAGCUAAAGAAUUGCCUGGAGUACUGUGGGUUCUCCCAGAUUCAUACCUUGAUGUUCCUAACAAAGAUUAUGGAGGCGAUCUUUUCGUGGAUGGGAAGGUGAUACACAGGCCGCAGUAUUGGUUCACUGAAAGUCAGAACAGUAGGCACAACAGGCCUCGACCACGGUAUGAUCGUCGGAGGGAGACAAUGCAGGUUAGGAGAGAUCCUAUGCCAACGUCGCAGCUACCACCAUCUAUCGGAGCUGGCCAGAACCAAUCUCCAUCGCAAAAUGCUGGCUUCUCCGUGAAUCAGCAGCAGCAGCAGCUGCUGCCGCAAGGGCAGCAGUUUAACCAAACCAGGUCUUGAGGGGAACUAUUUGCUUCACAAACCAUAGCUUCAUAGGGGUCGUUUGCUUCAUGGAUUUAAAAAUGAGGGUUUUGUAAUUUAAAAACCCAAGGAUUUAUCAAGGAUUUGAGGCAUCAUGGAUUUGUAACAAUCCUUUGUUUGUUGGGAUGUUUUUAUCAUGGAUUUAAAGGUGUGGGAUUUACUACUUGAAUUCAAAAAUUACAUUACUGCCCUUUUCUAUACGUUUGACAUGUUUAUGAUAUGUACACAAAACAAGGACAAAACUUCAAAAUUACCUUACUAUCAUUUUCUAUAUGUUUGACAUGUUUAUGAUAUGUACACAAAACAAGGACAAUACAUACUAAUAAGCAUAAUGUUGCCACAUGGACAAUAAUAAUAAACGAGAAAAUUCCGUUUUAACUUUUAACGUAACAUAAUCAAUUACCAAUUCUUUGUCAUCCUUUUCAAAAGUGACAUAUAACAACAUAUAUUAGAAUCGGGAGAACAGAGAAUUACACGUUCCAUGAAAAUGUCAAAGAAAACUAGAACACAAGAAAUGAUAUAAAAAAUCUAACUCAUGUUUGCACAUUAAUUGAACGUUUAUAUUAUUCAUUUAUUGUUAAUUAUAAUGUAUAAUAGUUAAAUUUGAGGGCAACCUUGGAAUAUUAAAAGUGCAUGAGGAUAUAUGGGUAAAAUCUCAUCAAGGAUUUAUGCCAUAUUCCAAAUCCCACAUCAACAUGUGGGAUUUAUAAGUCCGUGGGGUCCACGGAUUUGGACCAUUAAAAUCCGUGGGCCCCACGGAUUUGGUCUCCAAAAAAGGUGCAAACAAACAAAGGAUUGUACCUAAAUCCUUGAUAGUUGGUUUUUUGGUACCAAAUCCAUGUACCAAAUCCUUGAAGCAAACGACCCCAUAGUUUCAAUGGGGGGUUUGACUGUUCUUUGUAGUCUGCAACUUAGUGUUUGAAACUUGGAGUCCAAAUUCGAAAGUUUCGAUCCUUGUAAUGGUCUUAUUAUGGUCAAUAGUCUAGGUAUGCUUGUUAAUACAUUGAUUACAUUCAAGCUGAAUGCAAAUCAAGAGAGUGGCAAUCUUUAGCUUUGAGUUUGAAACUCAUGAAUCAUCUUUCAAGCCAAGGAACCAUUUCAAAACAGAGCCUCUUUCAUUGCUAGUGUUGUCAUAGUUCUAUUAUUCUUACGUCAGUCACUUGUAUUUUCUUGUGUUUGUGAAAUCGCAUUAGAGAUUGCAUCUUAAUAUUAGAGACCGAACCGAACCAUGAAAUUGUUCUAAUACAAGUUUGAGAAAGUUGUAUACAACACCAUACCAUGCUUCUAAAUUAUCUAAAAAAAUGCUCUUACAUCU
Linum trigynum is the source of this 2242-nucleotide messenger RNA. Lineage: Eukaryota; Viridiplantae; Streptophyta; Magnoliopsida; Malpighiales; Linaceae. The record is from the annotation of a GenBank genome assembly.